Prunus armeniaca (apricot) is the source of this 228-nucleotide messenger RNA. Lineage: Eukaryota; Viridiplantae; Streptophyta; Magnoliopsida; Rosales; Rosaceae. The record is from the annotation of a GenBank genome assembly.
AUGGGUUGGAUUGGUGGAGUAAUAUUUGUAAUGUGGUGGGAGGAUGUUCGUCGGUUAAUGGUUGAUCGAGAGGUGGCUGGAGUGUUCUACCAACACUGGAAAGGUAAUGGGGUGGCACAUUGUCUAUUAGCCCAGCAUGGGUUGAGAGUGAGAUCUCGACUUUUUUGGAAAGACCGUGCUCCUCCAUGGUUGAGCAUUCUUUUCGAUAAAGAUAUAGCUAUGGUGUAG